UUUAUGAUGUUUGGCAGGGAAGCUAGGUAUCCAACUGAAAUCCCAGAAGAUUACAGGGUUGACAACAGUGUGGAGGAGAAUUUGUCUAUUGAGGAAGCAACUGAAAACAUUGUUAAACGGGAUGAAGCCAUUCAGGCUGUGUUGUCCUCAAAAAGUAUUCCCAAAAGCACCAAGUGCAAAGUUGAAGCCACCCAUAAGUUUGAUGUGGGGAUGAAAGUGUGGCGACUCAAUCCAAGAAGACAAAGGCAAAAAGGAGGAAAGUUGGACCAAAAAUUCCUUGGGCCCUACACUAUCGUGUCUAUUAGUGGAAAAAGUGUUGAUCUGAAGGACAGCCAAGGUGUGAUCACAACUAAAAUAAACACAGAUCACCUGAUGUGUUACAAGGAGGAGAAGCCCAGGGUGCCCCAGAAGUGCAAGGAAGUCUCACUCACCACAGCUGUGUCUGAAUCCAUGCUCACUACACCGGUCUCCUCACUUCAGCCUGCCCCACCCGUGUCUUCGUCCCAUCCUGCCACACCUGAGCCUUCAUCCCAUCCUGCCACACCUGAGCCUUCGUCCCAUCCUGCCACACCUGAGCCUUCUUCCCAUCCUGCCACACCUGAGCCUUCAUCCCAUCCUGCCACACCUGAGCCUUCUUCCCAUCCUGCCACACCUGAGCCUUCAUCCCAUCCUGACAAACCUGAGCCUUCAUCCCGUCCUGCCACACCUGGGCCUUCGUCCCAUCCUGCCACACCUGAGCCUUCAUCCCGUCCUGCCACACCUGGGCCUUCGUCCCAUCCUGCCACACCUGGGCCUUCGUCCCAUCCUGCCACACCUGGGCCUUCGUCCCAUCCUGCCACACCUGAGCCUUCAUCCCGUCCUGCCACACCUGGGCCUUCGUCCCAUCCUGCCACACCUGAGCCUUCAUCCCAUCCUGCCACACCUGGGCCUUCGUCCCAUCCUGCCACACCUGGGCCUUCGUCCCAUCCUGACAAACCUGAGCCUUCAUCCCAUCCUGACAAACCUGAGCCUUCAUCCCAUCCUGCCACACCUGGGCCUUCGUCCCAUCCUGCCACACCUGGGCCUUCGUCCCAUCCUGCCACACCUGGGCCUUCGUCCCAUCCUGACAAACCUGAGCCUUCAUCCCAUCCUGACAAACCUGGGCCUUCGUCCCAUCCUGACAAACCUGAGCCUUCAUCCCAUCCUGCCACACCUGAGCCUUCAUCCCAUCCUGACAAACCUGAGCCUUCAUCCCGUCCUGCCACACCUGUGUCCAUUGUGACACCCACCUCCUCAGGACCGAAUCCUUCAGGCUCUGGUUUUCUAAACUGUACCUUGGAUCCCUCAGUUGUCAAAAAUGUGAAAGAUGCAUGGGAAGGGGAAAACAGUGGUGUUCUUGUGUCCAAAAUUGGACCAUAUAAGUUAUUUUUUGGUGACAUUUUCAACACAGCCCCUCAAAGAGAACUGGAAAGUGAGGUUAUAAAUGCAUACCUGACCGUGCUGGUGAGAAAAUUCAAUGACAAAAACACAGAAAGGGCAUUUGUCAUUGACUCCUUUGAAAUGACAAACAUAUGGCAACAGAAAAAACCAAAGAUAAAGAUUGACCCGGUUUUAUACAAGUACGUCCUAGGGAUAGUCAAUGAGAGCCAUCACUGGAUGCUAGUGGUCAUGUUACCAGGAGAGAAGAGGAGUCUUUUCCUGGAUCCAUUGGGUGAGAGCACAUCCAAAAUAAAUCACUGCAAAGACAUUUCCAGAUCAUUCAUGAGACUCAAGGGUUUAAAUGCAUCCAGAUGGGAAUGUGACACAGUCAGUCACCCAAUCCAAAAAGAUGCCACUUCAUGUGGUGUCUAUGCAUUAAAGUUUGCUGAGUGCAUCCUGAGUGGCCUUCCUGUUGCAUUUGACAACUCGGUGAAAACCAUACAUGAAAUGAGAGAGCAGAUUGCGAUCUGCAUCCUGGAAAACACAGACGACUUGACUGAACUUUGCCAUCUUUGUGGGCUGGUGAAUGGUGACACCCACUGGAUUGGGUGUGACUUGUGCCCACGAUGGUAUCACCGAAACUGCCUGAAAAAGAAAACAGGGAAAAAGUUUGUCUGUGAAGUGUGUCAGAAGAAGAAAUAA
Messenger RNA from Melanotaenia boesemani (Boeseman's rainbowfish), 2100 nucleotides. Its product is annotated as protein piccolo-like. Bases 4 to 2100 code for a protein of 698 amino acids. Lineage: Eukaryota; Metazoa; Chordata; Actinopteri; Atheriniformes; Melanotaeniidae. The transcript is spliced from 10 exons. Gene Ontology annotation, biological process: proteolysis. Gene Ontology annotation, molecular function: cysteine-type peptidase activity. The record is from RefSeq and is a predicted model, not a curated record.